Molecule: messenger RNA, 2820 nt
Organism: Diospyros lotus (date-plum)
Lineage: Eukaryota; Viridiplantae; Streptophyta; Magnoliopsida; Ericales; Ebenaceae
Product: CO(2)-response secreted protease-like
Exons: 11
Coding region: 373-2640 (755 amino acids)
Biological process (GO): proteolysis
Molecular function (GO): serine-type endopeptidase activity
Source: RefSeq, a predicted model, not a curated record
CGGUCGUUCGUUGGUUGAUGGACGCUUUGGAAGAAAGCAAGAGCUUAUUGAAGAAGGAGGGAUAGAAAUUUCAUCUUUGAAGAACGUUCUUUACAUGUGUUAUGCAAUAGAGAAUCGGUGGCCUCUGUUUCCUACUAGUCUUUCUGGAAAGCCCUCAUCAAUUAGAGAGAAGAAAGUGAACUAAUUAUUGCAACAGAAACAGGCAAUUAUAAAGAUAAAGAAGUGAUCGAGAUUGAUUCUUUGCCACAGCUCAAAGGAAGCUAGGUAGGUUGCAUAUAUAAUAAAUAAACCCAGAAAAUAAGAAUCUACCAUCUCUCUGUGUAAGCGGCAGAAGACCCUUCCUUGUCAAUUGAAGCUCCUCAGCCAAUUUUAAUGGCUUCCUCUCUCCGCCCACUUCACCUCCUUCUCUGUCUCCUCGUCUGUGUCGGUCCCUCCGUCCAGACUCCCCAGCAUUAUGUGGUUUAUAUGGGGAGUCCAUCAAAUGGUAGAGGAGGCAACGCCGCCGGUGAAGAGGCAGCUCAUCUGCACCUUUUAUCGUCUCUCAUUCCAAGUCAAGAGAGUGAAAGAAUAUCUCUACUCCAUCUUUAUAGUCAUGCUUUCAAGGGUUUCUCUGCCAUGCUUACAGAGAAGGAAGCUUCCAUACUAUCUGGCCAUGAUGAAGUUGUAUCAGUCUUUCGAGAUCCCACGCUUAAGCUUCAUACUACACAUUCCUGGGACUUUUUGGAAGCAGAAUCCAGAAUUCGAUCUAGUCUGAGAGAUCAACACUUAUCCAGCGACGUAAUAAUUGGAGUCAUCGAUACAGGGAUAUGGCCUGAGUCUCCAAGUUUCAAAGAUGAUGGCGUGGGAGAAAUCCCUUCAAGAUGGAAAGGAGUUUGUAUGGAAGGACCUGAUUUUAAGAAAUCUAGAUGUAAUAGGAAGAUCAUAGGGGCAAGAUACUACAACCCUAGUCCAGGAUUUGGCUCACCUAGGGAUGCUGUUGGGCAUGGAACUCACACUGCAUCCAUUGCAGCCGGAGCAGUGGUACCCAAUGCUAGUUACUAUGGCCUUGCAAAUGGCACAGCUAGAGGGGGCUCACCUUCAGCUAGAAUUGCAAGCUACAAGGCCUGCUCCGAGUUCGGUUGCUCUGGUGCAGUCUUACUACGGGCCAUUGAUGAUGCUAUUAAGGAUGGCGUUGACAUCAUCUCAAUCUCCAUAGGGUUGAGCUCUGAAUUGGAAAUGGGCAUCAUGAACGACGUCAUAGCCAUCGGAGCCUUUCAUGCCGAGCAGAUGGGGGUUAUGGUGGUUUGUUCCGCAGGGAAUGAUGGACCUGAUCCUUACACCCUCAGUAAUUCGGCUCCAUGGUUGCUCACUGUUUCAGCUUCUACGAUUGAUCGUGAUUUUAGGUCGAACAUACUUCUUGGCAAUCGGGAAGUUCUUCCAGGCAUUGGAAUCAAUUUCUCAAACCUCACUGCCUCCAAGACCUAUCCUCUAGUACUUGCAGAACAAGCAGCUUACGAUUUUUCGCCCUUGAGGGAAGCAAGGAACUGCUAUCCAGGAUCUCUUGAUCCAAAAAAGGUAGCUGGAAAAAUAAUUGUCUGUACCAAUACAGAUCCAAAUACAUCGAGAAAUAUAAAAAAAUUAUACAUGGCUGAUGCCAAGGCCAAAGGCUUAAUUUUGAUUGAUGAAGAAGAGAAAAACACACCCUAUGAUUCGGGCAUUUUUCCAUUCAGUGAAGUUGGAAAUCACACAGGAUCUCGAAUUCUCAAGUAUAUCAACUCCACCAAGAAUCCCAUUGCAGCUAUACUCGGAACAAAAAUAGUUCUCAAGUUCCGGCCAGCUCCCGUUGUUGCUUAUUUUUCGUCGCGAGGUCCCGGACGGCUUACAGAAAACAUUCUUAAGCCAGAUGUAAUGGCUCCUGGUGUAGCCAUUUUAGCAGCAAUGAUGCCGAAGAAGGAAGAAUUUAUUGGAAAGAAACCAUCGCCAUUUGCUUUCAGAUCUGGAACUUCAAUGGCUUGCCCUCAUGUCAGUGGCGCCGCCGGCUUUAUUAAAUCUCUCCACCGUAGCUGGAGCUCCUCCAUGGUCAAAUCAGCUCUCAUGACAACGGCAACUGCCGCCAACAACAUCGGUAAACCCUUGACAAACAGCUGGAAUUCCACAGCAAAUCCACAUGAAAUGGGUGCUGGAGAAAUAAACCCCCUUAAAUCUCUUGAUCCGGGUUUAGUGUUCGAAACCACGACGAUCGAUUACCUCAAUUUCCUUUGUUACUAUGGCAUUCCAGAGAAGAAGAUUAGGCUAAUAUUUUCAGAAAGGAAGACAUUUAGCUGCCCAAGAAACUCUAAUGAGGAUCUGAUCUCUAACAUCAACUACCCAUCAAUUUCCAUAGCCAAACUCAGUCAAAGUAAAGGAAUGAAAACUGUGAAAAGAACUGUCACUAAUAUGGGAAACCCAAAUGCCUUCUAUGUUUCUUCCAUUGAUGCUCCACCUGGCUUAGAAGUUGAGGUUUCUCCUAAAGAAAUUGGUUUCAGUAAGGCUUCCAGAAAGGCAUCUUUUAGUAUUUCUUUUGGGAGCAAAGAUAGUUCAAAGGGCUAUAAGUUUGGAGCUGUUACAUGGUCGGAUGGUCACCAUAUUGUUCGAACUGUGUUUGCUGUAAAUGUUGAAUAGUUAAAGAAAGUUUUCUUUUUGCAGGAAUCCUGAGAUGUACUCUUGAAAAUCUCUUCUACUUCCAUAGCAAACAACUUUAUAGAUGUUGUGCUCUAAGCUUGGAGCAAUCUCGUGAUAUAUUGGUCAUUGUGCUGGUUGAAUUUUGCUCAUUAUUUUAUGGAAAGUGUUCUUUUCUUUGCU